GGCUAAGUAAGUAAUUUUCAGCAAAUCGAGUCGAGUGGGUUUUUGAGUACUAAACGUUGUUCUUCAACGGCUCGAAAUUUCAUGUAGUUUCCGAUAGGAGAAUCCGCAGUUUGAGGAGAGAGAGAGAGAGAGAGAGAGAGAGAGAGAGAGAGAGAGAGAGAGAGAGAGAGAGAGAGAGAGAGCGAGAGCGAGCGAGAGAGAGAGGUAUAGAAAGCUCGGGUAACUUGAGCAAGUUGAGUGCAUUUGGGCAAAUGGGGCUGGUGGAAGUAAGCCGCAAAGCCAGGCGCGAUUUCAGCUACCUGGGUGCGUGGAGUGUGAUAGUUUGAGGCCCUGAUUCGAGCAAGAUGAGUGUAUUUAAGUAAGCAACGGGGCACACAACCUUGAUUAUUUUGGACAUUUGGAGUACCAAGGGUACGCUUACAUGUAUUUGGGGCAUACGACCUUGAUUAUUUUCAACAUUUUGAGCACCAAGGGUAUACUUGCAUGUAUUUGACGCCUUCUGCCGUCUCCUUCUUGCAUUGAAGAAGGCAAGAGGUCGAGUGUCUGCUAGUCGUGGUAAUUGCUGUCGAUUGUACGUGGGAGUAUAAGAGGAGAGUAGUAGGAGGAGGAAGAGGAAAGUGGGAGGAGGAGGAGGAGGAGGAGGAGGAGAGGGAGGAGAAGGAUAGCGGGAGGAGGAGGAGAGUGGGAGAGGAGGGUGGCCCAUUGCAGUUCGAUCAAUGGCUGCUUUCCGCUUGAUGGUAUUCCUGCUUUUGCUAGCUGGGACGCAAUGUAUAGUUGGGGAGUACAGCGGCACACCUACCGGGGCGGAGAACUUCAAAAUCGAGGUCAUGCAAUUGGUAGAUCGAUGGCUUGAUGGACUCAAUCAACCAUCCAGUGAACGCUUGGGAUCUUUUGAUGAUGGGAAUGGAGGAGGAGGAGGAGGAGGGAGCGGAAGAGAAGGGGGGAAUGGGGAGCUAGGCUUCUUCGGUCAGGUCAACAGGAGCGACCAAAGCCAUUUGGAGACAGGCAGGGAGGUGAGGAAUGCCUAUGCUACGAUGCUCUACGUUGGGACACCGCGAGAUUGGGAGUAUUAUACGGCAAUGCGGGUCAUGUUAAGGAGCUUGCUUAAGACACGUCCGCGUGCUGAUGUCAUCGUUCUCGCGACGAGCGAUGUGCCUGAGGAUUGGAUACACACCCUACGUUACGAGGAUGGGGUCCAAGUUGUCAUUGUGCCGAAUGUACCAAGCCCGUACCACGAUACAGACCCUACAUUCAGCAAGCGAUUUGUUCAUGUGUUGAAUAAGCUGUGGGCUUGGGGCCUCGUCAAGUACGACCGCAUUGUUAUGCUAGACUCGGACGAUCUGUUUCUUCAGAACACGGACGAGCUUUUCCUCUGUGGAGAGUUUUGUGCGGUGUUCAUUGAUCCGUAUCGAUUCCAUACGGGGCUCUUCGUUCUCAAGCCUUCAAGAGAAAGAUUGUAUGAGGUGUUUGCCAAGUUGGCGAACACAUCGUUCACUCCCUCUGACGGUGGAGAUCAGGGCUUCCUCAUUGCAUCUUAUCCGGAGCUUCUUGGACAACCCUUAUUUGUCCCGCCAAGCGAUGGCGUUGCACUCAAUGGGACUUUCCGUCUCCAGUUUGGUUAUCAGUUGGAUGCGUCAUAUUACAACCUGAAGCACCACUGGCAAAUACCAGCAUCCAUGGCGAAGGUAAUAACCUUCCCUGCUGCACCAUCAUUGAAACCAUGGUACUGGUGGUCUUGGCCUCUUCUGAGUUUGUCACUGAAAUGGCAUGAGCAGAGACGUGAGCUGCUCGGGUACAAAAAGGAGGCCCCGGUCUUGCUCGGGCUUGCGCUGCUGUGGAGCGUGCUGGUGUUCUGUGGUGCCUUGCAAAUGAUGAAAUGUGUCCGUGAGAACUUGUCGCAGGAGUUUGUCGAUUACUUGCCGAUCUCUUACUUCCUCGAGGAGCACUCGCAGGAUUCGGUUUCCCACAUACAGGGCGGGAAGGGAGUCGUCACCUCCAAGGAGACCGAAGGGACAAAUGGCGUGGAUUCGCCAAGCAAAUGUUCUGCAGGUAGUGGGCUCCUGAGGUCUCCGGACUGGAAGCUCUGCUCUGAGUCUAAAGAGCAAGCGAGGGCCGUUCAUUGUCCAACUGUGAAAGUGUCGUUCGUUGUGCUGUUGGUCCUGUCAUACAUUGUUCCGGGGCUUCUUAUUCCCAGCACCGUCUACUGUCGUGUAGCUUGGGCCCUGUACUUUGGAGGGACCUUAAGCUGCUUGUUGUGCCUGUGUGGGCUGUACUCGGCUCCGAUCGCCAUGUUCGCUCCGUGGCUAAUCGGACUGUUUACAUUUUCUGUUCUGGCCCCUCCGUUGCAUCGAAAUGCUUUAGAAGAACUCCUCUUUCUGUUUUUCAUGACAGCAAUCUUUGGUGCCUCAACCGUGCACCUGGUCCGGGAGCUGACAAGCUGGAAGCCUCGGGCUCUCUUGUUGAAGAGAGGGUGGACUAAAGGAAACCCUGCAUGGCAUUUGCUGGCGACCUUUCAUCUCCUUGCUGUGCGAGUGCGCAGUUGCUGUGGCAGCCGAGCGAUCUGUAGGCGGUAGAUUGCGAACAUAUAUCGUAGCUGUAGCAUCUGCCAGUGGAAGGGGAGUGGAGGCGGUUGGCCGUAGAACUGGCGUAUUUCCAUGCCAUGCUAUAGCAUGGGUCCGUUUUCGUACUCAUUUCAACACACCCGAACGCAUAUUAGUUCUGCCUACACGAUGUCGAUCCGAGUGUGUACCCUUUCAGAUAACAGAAAUAUAUUAUGCAAUUGUCAUAACAUUACGUCCGAGAUGAGAUGAAGAUACGAUAACCACCCCACAUUGUAUUCAGGGGGGACGGGGCGGUUGCUUUAAUGAGGUAUUUUGUACAGACUUGAGACAGAGUGCGCCUGACUGGCUGUUGGGAGGGGCCUAUGAAAGAGCACUAGCAAGGACUAGGUUAUGUUGCAUCGGAGGUGCGGUCGAUUGAAAUAUUGCUGGAGGAAAUGAAACCGAGGGAGGAUUUUUUUGGAACCCGACCGUGACCGUUUACACGGAGGAGGGCGCUGACAAACUUCCCACCCCUUCAGCAGCUGCUUGUGGUCUAGAAACUUUAGAUGCUUUAGAGAAGUGGAAUGUAUGUGUGAAGUUUUAAGUUUUAUAAAAUUGCACGUCGCGCGGUGCUUACGGUCACGCAAAAUGGUAAAGACUUGGGCAGAGAUUCUGGGGGCAGAGAUUCUGUGGGCGGCGGCUGAAGUCGAGGAAGUGCCGAGUGCCGUUGUCGACGUUUACUGAGAGCGCGCAUUUUCGAGCACGUGUUUGACUUCGACUUGGGAGCUCGUUCAGACUACGGGCUGAAGUCGAAGGUAAUUCAGGGUGAGAGGGAGUUGAGAAAUCGUCGUUGGAGUGGGGAGAAGACUGUUCGGGUUCAGCAGGAGGAGGGCUUGUUCGCCUUAGAACGAAAUGUGGAUAUCGAGUAUAUUAUUAACACACUGCCGUGUGUGUGCUUAAGAGACAGCAUGAAAGGUAGGUGAUGGGAACGACUGUUCAUCGUGCACAUCGAUGUAGGCAAUCGGGACAACGGUUGGCAUGCAUGUGUUUUAGUCGGCACGAUGGAAGGUAGGUUAUGGGAACAACCGUUCAUCGUGCACAUUGAUGUAGGCGAUCGGGACAACAGUCGACAUGCAUGUGUUUUAGUCGGCGCGAUGGAUGGGAGGGAAGGGCUAUAUAUGGAGUGGAGUGUCCCUCUCCUCUCAGCCUAUGGAUUGCACCUGUCCAUGGCACGAAGAGCUCGAAUUUCGAGGUGGUAAAUCUUGUUUUGGAUGUUCUAAAAAUUAUAAUCUUGGGUUUCAUGGCGAUGAUCCCUUGUCCUCUCUUUUUUUGGGUGUAAAGAUGUAGCUGCGGUUGUUUGAUCAACACUACGGAACGGAUUCGAUUUGUAGAGACUCGCUUCGAUUUGUAGAGACUCGCACAAUUUUUCUCUCUGUCCCUCUGGAUGUCCUUUUGACAAGGGCUAGUAGCGACUCGCACAUUUUUCUGUAUGUCCCUCUGUGAAGUGCUACAGCAGCAAGCAGGGCAUCCACAGCAGAGAGAACCUGAUAGCAGCUUCAUGAGGACAAAACAAAAGGUGUCAAGAAGC
Chara braunii is the source of this 4128-nucleotide messenger RNA. The record is from the annotation of a GenBank genome assembly. Lineage: Eukaryota; Viridiplantae; Streptophyta; Charophyceae; Charales; Characeae.